Molecule: messenger RNA, 2400 nt
Organism: Lontra canadensis (Northern American river otter)
Lineage: Eukaryota; Metazoa; Chordata; Mammalia; Carnivora; Mustelidae
Gene: RNF217
Product: ring finger protein 217
Exons: 6
Coding region: 111-1727 (538 amino acids)
Biological process (GO): protein polyubiquitination; ubiquitin-dependent protein catabolic process; positive regulation of proteasomal ubiquitin-dependent protein catabolic process
Cellular component (GO): ubiquitin ligase complex; cytoplasm
Molecular function (GO): ubiquitin conjugating enzyme binding; zinc ion binding; ubiquitin protein ligase activity
Source: RefSeq, a predicted model, not a curated record
GCAGAAGCGGAGCCGCGAGUCGAGCCGAGCCGCUGCCCCCGCUGCCCGCCGGCGCCGGGUGGGGGUCCCGGCGGCUGGAUGGGCAGCGGCGGCGCGGGCCGCGGGCGGCGAUGGGCGAGGAGCAGAGCACGGUGAGCGGCGGCGGGCCACAAGAGGUGCGGGCCCCCGCUGGCGGCGCCACAGGCCACCCCGAGCCCCCGAGGCCGCGGGGGGACAGCGCCGGGGAGUCCGGGCCGCACGCCGCCUCCGCGGAGCCGAGCGGCGGUGGCUGCGGAAGCGACUCGGGCUGCGCGGACACGAGCGCCCCGGAGCUCGAGAGCAGCCGGUGGGGCCCGGACGGGAGGAGGAGCCGAGCGCCGGGGCAGCCCGCGGGACUGACACUUACCGGGCCCCUCAACCCCCAGACUUUGCAACGGCAGCUGGAAGAGGAGGAGGAAGCUGGGGACCGAAACCAGGGAGGGGAUGAACAGCGGGACGCGCCCCCAGGCGAGGAGCGGGAGCCCAGGACCCGCGUCGGGGCCGCGGACGGACUGGUCCUGGACGUGCUGGGUCAGCGGCGCCCAAUCCCCGGCAAGAGACAAGUUUUUUGCUCCGUGUUCUGCGUGGAGAAUGACCUGCCCGAGGCCCCCACCGCGGAGCAGCUCUCGCCGCCCGCGUCUUCACCUCGGGCUCCGCCGGUGACGAACGCUCCCAGCACCCCCUCCUCUUUCCCCAGCCCCCGGCUGUCCCUCCCCACAGACCCUCUGACCCCCGACGGCGGCAGCAUCGAGCUGGAGUUCUACCUGGCGCCCGAGCCGUUCUCCGUGCCCAGCCUCUUGGGAGCUCCACCCUACUCUGACCUGGGUGGGGUAGGGGAUCCCUACGUGCCCCUCAUGGUGCUGAUGUGCCGGGUGUGCCUGGAAGACAAACCCAUCAAGCCCUUGCCCUGCUGCAAGAAGGCCGUGUGUGAGGAGUGCCUCAAAGUCUACCUGAGCUCCCAGGUACAACUUGGCCAAGUAGAAAUCAAAUGCCCUAUCACAGAAUGUUUUGAAUUCCUGGAAGAAAGAACGAUUGUCUUUAACUUAACACAUGAAGAUUCCAUCAAAUAUAAGUAUUUCCUGGAACUUGGCCGUAUUGAUUCCAGCACCAAGCCAUGUCCUCAGUGCAAGCACUUUACAACCUUCAAGAAAAAAGGACAUAUCCCUACCCCUUCCAGAUCAGAAAGCAAAUACAAAAUCCAGUGCCCCACUUGCCAAUUCGUCUGGUGUUUUAAGUGCCAUUCUCCUUGGCAUGAAGGUGUUAACUGCAAGGAGUACAAAAAAGGGGACAAAUUGUUGCGUCACUGGGCCAGCGAAAUUGAGCAUGGACAGAGAAAUGCCCAGAAGUGUCCAAAGUGCAAGAUCCACAUCCAGAGAACUGAAGGUUGUGACCAUAUGACCUGCUCACAAUGUAACACUAAUUUUUGUUAUCGAUGUGGGGAAAGAUACCGCCAACUCCGUUUUUUUGGAGACCACACAUCAAACCUCAGUAUAUUUGGCUGCAAAUAUCGCUACCUCCCAGAGAGACCUCAUCUAAGGAGAUUAGUGCGAGGGUCAGUCUGUGCUGGAAAAUUAUUCGUUGCACCUCUAAUCCUGGUCUUGGGAUUAGCACUAGGGGCCAUAGCAGUUGUAAUCGGUUUAUUUGUAUUUCCUAUCUAUUGCCUUUGUAAAAAACAGAGAAAGCGAUCACGGACAGGAAUGCACUGGUAAAAUGCGGAUGAUUUCGUGGAACGAAGCCGGUCCGGGUAGGAGCCACACAGAAUGGCACACUCAUCUGAGACUCAUGUCUUGAAAAACACUGAGUCCUGUCCCGUCCCCCGCCCCGCCCUGCCCCGUGGUUGUCUGCAGGCCACAGUGCCUCUCGCUCCAGUGCACUCCCUCCAUGGUAUCCUGACUCCUUUCCUUAUACAGUUUGCUGCUUUUCAUAAAUGGUCACUUUCAUAGACUAUAAAUAUCUGUAUCAUAACUCUGACCUUCUUACUGGUUCUUGGAAGAAAAUAUUUUCAUUAAGAACCAGGUAUCCUCAGAAUUGUCUGAGCAUGCCUCUCCUGAGUGUUGUUUGGACAGUCUUUGUACCUAAACCUCCUUCCAGGCCCUCUUCUGAGACUUGGUGUGAAUAGCGGAAAUCAUCCCACCUGUACAAACAAGCAAGGCCACUCUUCAGAAGACAGAGGCUCACCAUAUGCACCUGUUUUUAUCUGUGGCCCGAGCAGUAUAAUUCCUUCAUCCUUCGGAUGCUUUAAUUGUUAAAAAUCUCACUGCUCAAAAGGGAACUAGUGAAACAAAACUAAUGAGAAGAAUCAUGAGUUACUGACGUGUAUCUGUGCAGGGGUGUGCGUGUGUGUGUAUAAGUAUCUGUAUUAAAACUAGGUCCAAUAAUCUU